Molecule: messenger RNA, 2910 nt
Organism: Pecten maximus
Lineage: Eukaryota; Metazoa; Mollusca; Bivalvia; Pectinida; Pectinidae
Product: AUGMIN subunit 5-like
Exons: 18
Coding region: 177-2252 (691 amino acids)
Biological process (GO): centrosome cycle; spindle assembly
Cellular component (GO): centrosome; HAUS complex
Source: RefSeq, a predicted model, not a curated record
ACCUUUACUUCCGGUAUAUUGAUGGCGGAAUUUUUAACUUCAAGUUCUGUGUGUCAUCAGGGGACUAACCAUUAACAUAAACUGCUGUUUGAAAUGGACCUGGUGCAACAAGAAACAGAAAUGAUUUAACUUGAAGUUGAGAAUAUAAGUGUUAUUGAGAAGGAAUAAUUGGGAAGAUGACAUCCACCCGACGUGAUGAUUUGGAUUUGGCUGUGGUGUUACAGAAAUGGGCCACGGAAGAGAUGCGUUUUCGUCCACAGGGUGUAGGUGUCCGCCAGCCUACUGCAGAUGACUUUAAGGACGUAUGUCGUGGACAGAUGAAAGACAUAUGGAAGUUUGUUACAUCUCAUGUUUACAGUGCACAAACUGUAAAAGAAGUGCAGGGAAAUUUAACUUUAAAAGGAAGGAAAAAAAGGACCUACAAAGUUCGUUUUAAAUCCGAUGAAAAAUAUGACAGUGAGCGACAAAAUUUGUUGGAUAAGCGAGUUAGACUAGCAGGAGAAGUAACUAACAUCAUCACAGAUCUGAAUCACUUGGAAAACGACUUAAAAAGACAGCAACAAGAACUAUCAGACACACAAAGAAGCUAUUCUCUGGCAUGUUCAGCAUUAACAGACCUACAUAGAAAGUCGGCCCUGUUCCAGGCUUUCAACAUACAGGGACAGAAUACUAAUCACAUGUAUGAGGAGUUAUCUCACAGAGUCAACCGCCGUAUACACCACAUCACAAGCAGAGCAAACAAAGCUACUGAGUCUGAUGAAUACUACAGUCGCAAGCAUAGCUCUACAGACGAUGACCACUACAGUAACACUUCAGGGCUUGAGACAAGAUGCAGUAAAAAGGCGAGGGAAACAUGUGAUUCAGUGGGACUUUUUCUGAACACUCUCCUACAGGGGUCUUAUGACACAGAAAAAACUGCCAUUCAACGCAAGAAAGAGUUACUAUGGAGUGAAGUGGAGAAUGUUCUCCGAGAAUUCUCUGUACAACAGACCUACUCCUCCAUAUUGGUAAACACACAGGAGUCUAGUCUCACUCUCCGUGACAAGACAAGCUCCAUUGAUCUUCGCAAAGAUGCAGAACGCUUACGUUUUAAGUAUGAGAAGCCGGGGGAAAUGACCAAUCUUUCCACCCCACCAUCCCUGUUACAAAGUGUCCACCAGCUAUUAGAGGAAAGUCAGCUUAAACAAAUCCAGAGAUUUAUAGAGACACAGAGACAUGAGAAUGAGACAUGGGAUCUGGACGACCAGCUACACACUGUGAGACAAAAGAUUGAUGACCAGUUGAAAAAAGUGUUCAAACAGACAGAAAGUCUAAAGAAGGCUAGAGAGCUGAUUGAGUACGAGUUAGAGCUCUCAGGCAAGCGUGCUGCCCUGACUUGCUGUAUAGAUGAGGCCGAAACACUGAAGGAGAAGAUUGUCAAGUCCCUUCGAGACAAGGAUAUGUUGAUGGUGAAAUACCAGAAAAUACAGGACUUCAGACAGAUUGCUGAUAAAAAACAGAACUUAAUCCGUGUUCUUAUUAAACAAAAUGCAAAUGCAAAAUCAAGGCUUGAUGAACAACAAAGGGAGAUACAGCAGUAUAUUCAGCGAUCACUUCUCUCACAUCAAUUGGAAGCAAAGUCCUUAGCUAAUGGCCUUCAUGGAUGUAUGGUCAGUGAAAUGGACAAAUUUGUUGGACUGACCCUUCCUUGUUUGCUAUUCUCCAGUCAGGCUGACAGUCCUUUCAAAGUUGCUGUAAUGGACUUGUCAAUAAACCAGACAACAAACCAGGUUGCCAUAGCAUCUCGCCAGGCCUUACAAGAUGUCUUCCAUUGCCUACAGUUUCCUGCUUACCUGGGACCAGAGGUGAUAAUGUCACAUUGUCUCGGGGAAAAGUCCAGAUCCAGGAAUAUCUCAUUACUGUUAGAUCACCAUGACAACAUGCUCCAUCAUUUUGGAACAAAGAAAGGCGACAAAGAUGCUGUAGAGGUCAUCAUAGACCUUUGUAAAGACAUCAGCGAGCAUGACAGGAAGCAGAUGGAUAAACUACUUCCUGUCAUUCAAGACCGAAUUGAAAGAGCACAGAGGUGUUUAGUUGGGGCAAGCACUGCAAAUCAGACUGUACAGGACUGGUGGGAACAGCCAGCCCAGGCCACUGUACCCUGGGUACAAGUGGACCAACACAAUCUGCAGCAAUGGCGGAACCGCUGGAAUGUCGUCGUUACCAAGUUGCGACAGGCUAUGCUUCAGAACAUGGACCAAAAUAAAAAGUGAUGCUUUGGUGCUACAUGCAUUGGCAACUGAUCAGACACUUUAAAAAAUUACUGUGUUGUUAUGAAUUGUUAUUGAAUGUUGCCUUUUAUUUCAUUUCCUUCAAAGUCUUCAUGUAUUAGAUGUAAAAUGACAUAUAUCUUAAAUUCUCAGAGUAGUUAUGUAUGAAUGUAUGGUAACUGCAUUUUUAGCCUGAAUUUCUUAUUUUGAUCACCGUCAGAUGUACAUUGUAAGGAACAUCUCAUUUAGUAAUUAUAGAUUUUCUGUAGUUCCUGAAUCAACAGUCUCAUUAAGUUAUACAUUAAGGUGCACUCACUCCUGUAAACUACUUGUACACUCAGCUGAUGUAGCAGUGUGUAGUUUACAGAACAGGAGUGUAGAGUAAGAUAUGAUUUUUACUGUUGAUCAAGUAAUGGUAAAACUUAGGAGAUGGGUGCUGUGUUUCUCUCAAAAGUGUAUGGACACUUAAAGGUGCUACAUCUCCGACAAAGAGUUAUUAUUGAUAACUUGAAAUGGCUGUUGUAGGUUUUGAUACAUUAAAAUUAAACAUUAAUUAAUUAUUUAACAUACUUAUGCUAUUACCACCCUUCAAACAUUUGAACUAAUUAUGUCUUUUGAAUUUAAAGUGAAUAAAAAAUAUUUUGUAUCAAGAAGAAGUUCU